Molecule: messenger RNA, 3330 nt
Organism: Schizosaccharomyces octosporus yFS286
Lineage: Eukaryota; Fungi; Ascomycota; Schizosaccharomycetes; Schizosaccharomycetales; Schizosaccharomycetaceae
Product: 5'-3' exoribonuclease Dhp1
Exons: 1
Coding region: 217-3186 (989 amino acids)
Biological process (GO): nuclear-transcribed mRNA catabolic process
Cellular component (GO): nucleus
Molecular function (GO): RNA binding; 5'-3' RNA exonuclease activity
Source: RefSeq, a predicted model, not a curated record
CACAAGCAUUUACACUUAUAAAACAAUAUAUACUCUUUAUUGUAAUGUAUAUUUAGGAUUGUAACUCUUAAAGAAUGUUAUCUGUUCUGCGUUACAGGUGGCUGUCAAUUACCAUACAGAAGGGUUCGAACAUUGAUUCUUUUAUUAUCUAGAAUCAGAUUGAUUUAGGUAGAAAUACGGAAGUAGAACCACUUUCCUUCGGAUUUUUUGGAUAGGAUGGGUGUUCCAGCACUUUUUCGACUAUUGUCGAGAAAAUUUCACAAAGUUAUUACGCCCGUAGUCGAGGCACCGACUCAAACACUUCCUGAUGGUACAGAAAUUGGACCGGAUUUGAGUCUUCCAAAUCCCAAUGGUGAAGAAUGCGAUAAUUUAUACCUGGAUAUGAAUGGUAUCGUCCAUCCUUGUUCGCAUCCUGAAGACCGACCUGCACCUGAGACCGAGGAUGAGAUGAUGAUAGCUAUUUUUGAGUAUACCGAUCGUAUUAUGGCAAUGGUUCGUCCGAGAAAGUUACUGUACAUAGCCAUUGAUGGCGUAGCUCCUCGUGCAAAAAUGAAUCAGCAACGAUCACGUCGUUUUCGAUCCUCUCGUGAAGCUGCCCAAAAAGAAGCUGAACUUGAGAUUUGUAUCGAGGAAGCCAAAAAACAAGGAAUUCCCGUUGACGAAGAGGCGACCAAGAAAAAAGCCUGGGAUAGCAAUUGCAUUACUCCAGGAACGCCGUUUAUGGAUACAUUGGCUAAAUCAUUAAAAUAUUACAUUAUUAAUAAACUAAAUACUGAUCCUUGCUGGAGAAACACUCGUUUUAUUCUGUCAGAUGCAUCAGUGCCAGGUGAAGGUGAACACAAAAUUAUGGAAUUUAUCCGUUCCCAACGUGUGAAACCAGAAUACGACCCUAAUACUCGUCAUGUAGUAUAUGGAUUGGAUGCUGAUUUGAUUAUGCUUGGUUUGGCUACCCAUGAACCUCACUUCCGCGUACUACGUGAGGACGUAUUUUUCCAACAAGGAAGUACCAAGAAAUCAAAGGAGGAGCGGUUAGGAUUGAAACGUUUAGACGAAACAUCAGAAACGAACAAAGUUCCUGUAAAGAAACCAUUUAUUUGGUUACACGUUAGUGUUCUGCGGGAAUACUUAGAAGUGGAGCUUUAUGUUCCUAAUUUACCUUUCCCAUUCGAUCUCGAACGAGCAAUUGAUGACUGGGUAUUCUUCAUUUUCUUCGUUGGUAAUGACUUUCUUCCUCAUCUUCCAAGUUUAGAUAUCCGUGAUGGUGCUGUAGAACGACUUACUGAGAUCUGGCGUACUUGCCUUCCGCAUAUGGGAGGUUACUUAACCUUGGAUGGGUCAGUCAAUUUAACACGAGCUGAGAUGAUUUUGACUGCUGUUGGUGAUCAAGAAGACGACAUUUUUAAACGUUUAAAGCAGCAAGAAGACCGUCGAACCGAAAACCAGAAGCGUAGAGCACAAAGAGAAGCCAACCAAAAUGAUUCUUCUUAUUUGGAUGAUACAAUAAUACAGCGCUCAGCGAAAGUUGAAACGUCUCAAACAACCACUGUUCCUUCAGUUGAUACAAGCGGUGCUGAGGAUACGCGGCCUAGUAAAGCACGUAAAACAGAUGCUCCCGCUCCUGAGAAUUUGGUAAACUUAUCUGAAAGAACUUCCAAUAGAUCUUUAAGUGCAACAAAUAAAAAUCUCAUUAACAAUCGUGCUGCUAAUCGCCUUGGCCUUUCUAACGAAGCUGCAACUACUUCCUCCAUUAAUAAAAUUGCUGCCGCGAAUUUAAAAUCUCAAAUGACUUCAAACGAAACCCUUCGUGCCGUGCCUAUUGAAGAGGUUGUUUCCUCCCCUACCCCUAGUGCAACAGACGAUAUAGCAAGUUCUGACCCUAGUGGUUUAGCAACUCCUAUUGAACCAGCUCCUGUUUCAGCUGGCAUGAAGCGGAAAGCUGGAGACACUGCCGACGAGGAGGCCUCCACAGAUACAGUUCGCUUGCACGAGUCUGGUUAUCGGGAGCGUUAUUAUGAGCAAAAAUUUGGAUUUUCUGUGACCGAUACCGAUCAGUUAGGGGAAGCGGUCCGUCAUUAUGUUCAUGGAUUAUGUUGGGUUUUAUUAUAUUAUUAUCAAGGAUGUCCUUCGUGGACCUGGUAUUAUCCAUAUCACUACGCACCCUUUGCUGCUGAUUUCAAAAAUUUAUCUUCUAUUGAUGUAAAGUUUGAUGUAAAUCAACCUUUUAGACCUUAUGAGCAAUUAUUGGGUGUACUUCCUGCUGCGAGUAGAAACAAUUUGCCUGAGAAGCUACAACCAUUAAUGACAGAAGCAGAUUCGGAAAUUAUUGAUUUUUAUCCAGAGGACUUUGUCAUAGAUUUGAAUGGUAAGAAGUUUGAGUGGCAGGGUGUGGCAUUGCUUCCUUUUAUUGAUGAGAAUCGCUUGCUAUCUGCAGUUUCCAGAAUUUAUCCUUCACUUAGUGAAGAUGAAGCCAGGAGAAACACGAGUGGAUCUUCGUUACUCUUUGUUUCAGAACAUCAUCCCAUGUACCCGGAAGUUGUAAAACACCUGUACUCUAAAAAGAAACAAGGGAAACCUUUAAAGUUAUCAGGGAAAGUGGGACAUGGCAUUUUUGGUAAGGUCAGCAACGAUGAUUCCAUCCUACCAAAUGUUUCCGUACAGUGUCCAGUGGACGUUACUACGGCUGAGGCACUUCAGAAAUACGGCAACAUUGAAAAUAACCAAAGUUUAAGUCUGCAGUUUGAAGUUCCAAAAUCAAAUUUCGUUCAUAAGUCGAUGCUUCUUCGGGGAGUUAAGAUGCCCUCUAGGGUAUUGACACCAGAGGAUGUCAGUAUCGUUCGUGCGGAACGCAACAAUGCUGGACGUCGAAACAACGGCUCUUUCCGAGGAGGUGGCCCUCGAAGAGGCGGAUAUCAAGGUGCUCAGCGCUCAUUUUAUCAGUCACAAAACUAUAGCUACAACCAGCAAGCAUAUACCGGUGUUACCAACGGAUUUGCCCAAACAGGUAUACAACCGCCAUGGAACAAUGGAAGUGGUUUUCCAAGAUCUGCUAAUGCAUAUAGUGCAAGAGGUGGAUAUGGUCAACAGGGCUAUUCAUAUGGUAACUCUCAAAUGAAUAAUCGUGGUAAUCCGUACAGCUAUGGAUAUCCUCCUGCCAACGGUUAUAAUGGAAAGGGCGCUUAUCGAUGAUUUUAUCGUUAAUUAAAUUAAAAUAUUAAUGACAUAAACGGUUUUGUAAGGGUAUUUUGAACUUUUAGAAUUACUUCAUCCCUGUAUUCAUACACAGACAUUUAGUUGAACUAAUUAAUUAAUAUCAUACCAUUUUAAGAAAAA